UACCAAGCACUGUCGCGCGUGACGAACCCUGCUUUACGACAGUUGUUAGUUUACGCAAAAUGUGUUUUCCGACAGUGACUUGAAAGCACCACGGCGGUGAUAAAGCUUUUUCGGUUGUCGUCAUUCGUUUCGGAAACAAGUUUUAAAUUGCUACAGCAAACGUCAGUUAUAUAAAAAAUAUUGUGAAGUCGUGUAUACGAGGUGUAGGCCGUACGAAGAGUUUUUUUUAAUCCUUAUUUUUGUCGUUAGUAAAGUUGCAACUCGAGGCCCAACAAACGGAGCGGCUCUGAAGGAAAAAAAAAAAAAGUUUUGUUAUUGUCAUGUGACGUGAUACGCAUGUGGUGAUAAAGUGUGGCUAAUCUCUCGGACUAUUUACAUCCAGUUAUUUGAUUUCAGCUUGCAAGUCCUAUUUUCAAAGCAUGCCUCAACCAAAAUUUAGAAAGAUUGCUGUUUUGGGGUACCGGUCAGUUGGAAAGUCCUCUCUCACUAUUCAGUUUGUGGAAGGGCAGUUUGUAGAUGCAUACGACCCUACAAUCGAAAACACUUUUAAUAAAAUGGUCUCUGUGAAUGGACAAGACUUUAAUCUUCAGCUGGUCGACACUGCUGGACAGGAUGAGUACUCAAUUUUCCCACAGUCUCACUCGGUGGAUAUUCAUGGUUAUGUUCUGGUGUACUCGGUCACCUCAAUGAAAAGCUUUGAAGUGGUUCAAGUUCUACAUGACAAACUGCUUGACAUGGUUGGAAAAAUACAGGUGCCUACUGUUCUGGUUGGAAAUAAAAAAGACCUUCACAUGGAAAGAGUUAUUAAACCAGAAGAAGGCAAGAAGUUAGCUGACUCUUGGGGAGCUGCAUUUAUGGAAUCAUCUGCUAAGGAAAAUCAGACAGCUGUAGAAGUUUUUAAGCGGAUUAUUUUGGAAAUGGAGAAAGCAGACGGAAAUGCCCCAUCCGAGGACAAGAAAUGUUGUGUUAUGUAGAUGCUGGUCGCUUUCAAAAAAACACAGCAAGCUGCCUGGCCAAAGUUAAGAGUGAUGGCAUCACCAGUCAGCACAAUGCAGGGUGGUGGCAGGACUGCUGUUGUAAAACUCAACCCACUCCUCAUAGCAGACAGGAAGAUUUAUAUAUGAAUUUAUAUUAAAUUGAGAAAAGCACAAAGAAUGGUAAGCUGUCCCAGAAAAAAAUAUCUCACGAAAGGAAAACAAAUAUCUUUAGCCUCAAUUACACUACUGAUCAUUUUUAUUCAAAAUACUUAAAGGUGCAUUUAAAGCGAAUUGUAAAAGCCUCCAGUGUUUUAAUUGCACCUCUUAAAUUCUGACUCUGCUGUGAUAUUUGGUCCUAUAGCACACAGCUAAUAACCUCUGUGCCAUAGGGAUUUGUUGAAUGAACUAUUACUUGGUCAACUCCUGCUGGAUAACCUGCCUUCAACAUAGCAUGAAUGAAUGAAUCAGAACUUAUAAAUCCUUUUCAUCCAUCCAUGAUUUAAUAUGCUGAACCAUGUUCCUGAUGCAUUCUUGGUGACAUGAGUGGGCAGGUAUUAUAUCCUUGGCACAACAAAUAUUGAGGCCUAAAGCAAGUGCACAAUUUUUUUUUUUUUUUUUUCAGGUUAAAUUUUUAUUCACCCUUGUAAUAUUUUAAUUUGUAUCUAGAUAUGAUUAGAGAUGUGGGUGUUUUAACAAUUGUUUGUCAUUUUUGUCUAGUAUAGCUCUGGAAUGUCGCAGCAACUGUGUAUGUAGAAUUUGUAAGAAGUGGAGUAUAUGUGGUGCAGAAAAGUUCAGAGAAACACAGAACUUGCGUUGAAAAUAUACCAAAGCCAGUGAUCACCAUAAAAACGGCUUUUAAAUAAAUACUUUGUCUUUUAUGCCCCAGGAAUAAUGCAGUUGGUUUGUUUUUGCUUUUGAGGUGAUGCGAUCAAUCAGGUUUUAUGGGAUGGUAUAGGAUAAAUUGGUUUCAAAUCGGGCAUAAACUUCAUCACUGUACAGCACAGUCUGGAAAAUGGCAUAUCGCCUGAGCCCAACUUGCUGAAAGUUGAGAAUUCAACAAAAACUUAGAACCUGAAGCUUCAGGUAUUGAAAUGGAUAUAUAAUGAUUAAAAUCUGUCAGAAUAUAUAGUUAGCCAUUAAGAACCAUUUGAAAAACUUUUUUUUUUCUUCUUUCUGGAGAAAGUUGGUUCAAAACAGCUAGAAAAGAAGCUUACAGUAAGUUAGCAGUAACAUAAUGUUAGUGUUUGGGGUAGGAAAGAGAGAGCCCUCACGCCUGAGUUUGGGAGAAGAAGAAGAAAAACACACCUUCAGUCUGGUUUACUGGUUUUUGAACUUCUCAAUCACAAAAUUCUGGGUCACCUGACUGCUUAUUUAUGGUUCAUUUAUCUAGAUCAUCUGUCGAUCAUCUAGCAGCUGACUUUCUUCAAAACAUGAUCAAAUCACAAAGUUUCAGACUUAUAACUGAACACUUUGACAUCUGAUCAUUUAAUGAAUCAAAUCAAUUUCAGAUGGCAUGCUCCUUUAACUCCAGUAGAAAUGCUGUCAAAAACUCAAAGUAUAGUUGUUAGUAAUUAGCAACUGUGUUAACAAUCUCUCUUAUUAAAAUACCAGUGUUAUAAAUUGAAGCAUUUUCCAAAUUGGUAUCAUAUUUUCCAUACACAUUUCCUAGCAUGCACAUCCACCCCCAAACAGUGUCAGAAGUAUUUAAGCCAUACAGGUGUGUUGUCUCAGGUAAUGUAGUCUGAGAAAGCCUUCAACAAAUUUGUGGUGAUACAAAACGCAUUGCUUACUGGACUAAUGGAAUUGGAUUGGCCUUCAACAUUGACGGUUUAAGCUUAAUUGGUUUGAUUUAACUUGAAAUUGGCAGUAUUCUGGAAAUCUUACAUGUUGAAUAUAAAAAUAUUUUAUACUUGAUCAGGCCCCCCCAGUAGGAAACCUGUCAUUUUGGGAGUGCUGAAGGGGAGUGUUGUCUUUAUUUUGAUUUUGGUGGGGAGGAAUCACCUGAUAUUUUUAGAAAAGAGAAUUGAUGCUGUGUUAAGUGCCUUUACCCCAAACCACAUUUGGUCUGUGCUCAUGUCCAAGCAAUUAACCUUUUGUCCUGUAUUCCUUGUGCAGUAUAACAUCAAAACUCCAUACACAUCUGGCAUCAGAUUGCAGUUUGUAUACAUCUUAUUCAGACUAGUACUUUGGUGCUACAUCAAAUGCAUGAUCUUGGGUGCACAUGUCAAAAUGAGGAUAAAAAUUGAAUGACACCAAAUUAAUUUAAAAUCUGUCAACAUCUUUCAGCAAACAAUGACUUUCUGGAAUUCAGUGUGAGAAGACCAAGUAUGGUGGCAUACAAAUAAGCAGGUAUUUAGCCUUUGAACACUGGUAGAAGGAGCAAAGCAACCAGCAUCCAUUCUGCUAUAAAAUAUUUAGACAUUAAAAUUUCUUCAAGUUCAUGGUGCUCUUCCAGGGUUCUUUUCAAUGUCACCAGAAGUUUGUAUUUAUGGAGAAUCCUCUUGUACUCAGUCUCUGCUGUGGGGGUCAUGGUUAAUACCGAAAAUCUUGCUGUAAACAAUUUUGUAUAUACAAAUAAAAUCUUUACUCCUUUAAA
This is a messenger RNA of Neoarius graeffei (lesser salmon catfish), 3573 nucleotides long. It is a transcript of the gene rhebl1, whose product is annotated as Ras homolog, mTORC1 binding like 1. The transcript is spliced from 8 exons. Gene Ontology annotation, molecular function: GTP binding; GDP binding; GTPase activity. The record is from RefSeq and is a predicted model, not a curated record. NCBI's taxonomy places the organism in Eukaryota, Metazoa, Chordata, Actinopteri, Siluriformes, Ariidae. Gene Ontology annotation, biological process: small GTPase-mediated signal transduction. Gene Ontology annotation, cellular component: plasma membrane. Bases 420 to 974 code for a protein of 184 amino acids.